This is a messenger RNA of Entamoeba invadens IP1, 630 nucleotides long. RefSeq lists its product as hypothetical. The transcript is spliced from 2 exons. Lineage: Eukaryota; Evosea; Mastigamoebida; Endamoebidae. The record is from RefSeq and is a predicted model, not a curated record. The coding region runs from base 1 to 630 and encodes 209 amino acids.
AUGCAAACGAUCAAGCAAAGCGAGUUACUUCAUAAAGCCCUUCAAUAUCCAUUUGACACUCAUCUCAGAGAGUAUAAAUUUGUCAUUCAUUCAGCUAGCAAUUGUGAGAAUGGGGACAUUUCUUUGAGGAAUCAAAUUAUUACUAAGAUGGAUAUGUAUUUACAUGGUUUGGUAGAAGAAGAAGAGAUGUACCGUACAUUAUGUUUAGUGCAGUACUUAAUAGAACACAAACAAUUUGAAAAGCGAAUCUGUUAUACUAAAUUCUAUGGGAUAUUUCAAAUCCUUAUCUUUAUCUUUAGUUUUAAGAAAAUCACCACGAAAAAUUUGGUCUUUUUAAAGGCAGUCGAGUUGGCGUAUCAGUGGUCUCAAAGAAAAGAAACGGAAAUUUACAUUCAUAUCUUCAGAAAAAUUUGUGUAAAACUUGACGACUGUAAAAAUCUGAGGGCACAAGAACUUAUCCAGUCGUGUAUUUGUUGUAGUGUCGAGAAAAGUCCAGUGGCACUCUACCAACAGAGUGAAGACUGUGUCGAUAAACUCAAACCGUCAUUCUUAAAAACAUUGAAGUUCCGCACAUUCAAUAAAUUGUACAAAGAUAGCGAUCUCAACUACUCAGAGUUGAGUGAGUAUUAA